GAGGUCCCUUCAACCUUCCCCCCCUCAUUUGGCCAUCUCAUCUCUCUCUCUCUCUCACUCAGUAUAUGCACACGCCUGAUUUCUUUGCCUUCUGUACAAGCCCUUAGGUAACUCAGCUACGCUCCGAUUUCUCUGCUCGCUUAUCGAUCUAUCGAUUGUUAGUUGGAGGCGGAAACGAAGAAAUGGGGAUGUUCAAAGUUAGCAACGUUGAGACCACGCCAUUCGAUGGCCAGAAGCCUGGAACUUCAGGCCUUAGGAAGAAGGUGAAGGUAUUCAAGCAACCUAAGUAUUUGCAAAAUUUCGUUCAGUCAACAUUCAAUGCUCUUGGGGUUGAUAAAGUUCAUGGCGCUACACUUGUGGUCUCUGGCGAUGGCCGGUACUAUUCUAAGGAUGCAAUCCAGGGAUCAAAGGCAAAUGGGGCAUUUAUAUUGACAGCUAGCCACAACCCUGGUGGUCCCAAUGAGGAUUUUGGAAUUAAAUACAACAUGGAAAAUGGUGGUCCUGCACCAGAAGGUAUCACUAACAAGAUCUAUGAGAACACCACAACAAUAAAGGAAUACUUGAUUGCAGAGGACUUGCCUGAUGUGGACAUCUCUUCAGUAGGUGUGAAAAGCUUCAGUGGACCAGAAGGACAAUUUGAUGUCGAUGUCUUUGAUUCUACUACUGACUAUGUAAAAUUGAUGAAGUCUAUAUUUGAUUUCCAGUGUAUCCAGAAAUUGCUUUCUUCUCCAAAUUUUACAUUUUGCUAUGAUGCACUUCAUGGUGUUGCUGGAGUUUAUGCUAAACGUAUAUUUGUGGAUGAGCUUGGUGCUGAAGAAGGGUCACUAAUAAACUGUGUACCAAAGGAGGACUUCGGUGGAGGUCAUCCUGAUCCCAAUCUGACAUAUGCAAAAGAGUUGGUUGCGCGUAUGGGACUGUCUAAGACUCACACCGAAUCAAACCCACCGGAAUUUGGAGCUGCUGCUGAUGGAGAUGCGGACCGCAAUAUGAUCCUUGGGAAAAGGUGGUGUUUUACUAAAUUACUUCAUUACGCUGCUAAUGCUGUUCAAGCAAUCCCUUACUUUUCUGGAGGCCUAAAAGGAGUUGCCAGGAGCAUGCCCACAUCAGCUGCUCUAGAUGUGGUGGCUAAACACCUCAAUUUAAAAUUUUUUGAGGUGCCCACCGGUUGGAAGUUUUUUGGUAACUUAAUGGAUGCUGGACUAUGCUCAGUUUGUGGUGAAGAAAGCUUUGGCACAGGAUCAGAUCACAUUCGUGAAAAGGAUGGAAUUUGGGCUGUUUUAGCCUGGCUGAAUAUUUUGGCGCAUAGAAAUAAGGAAAACCUAAGCGGAAAACUUGUAACAAUAGAAGACAUUGUUCGUCAGCAUUGGGCCACCUAUGGACGCCACUAUUAUACCAGAUAUGACUAUGAGAAUGUUGAUGCAUCUGGUGCAACGGAACUGAUGGCUCAUUUGGUUAACCUGCAAUCCUCCCUUGAUGAAGUUAACAAGAUUAUAGCAGGAAUUCGGGAAGAUGUUUCGAAGGUUGUCCACGCUGAUGAAUUUGAGUACAAGGAUCCUGUUGAUGGCUCCAUCUCAUGUCAUCAGGGUGUCCGAUAUCUCUUUGAAGAUGGGUCACGAUUGGUUUUCCGUCUCUCUGGAACUGGAUCUGAGGGUGCGACCAUCCGUCUGUACAUUGAGCAAUAUGAGAAUGAUUCAUCCAAGACCGGAAGAGAAUCCCACGACGCACUUUCCCCUCUGGUGGAGGUUGCUCUCAAGCUGUCUAAGAUGGAGGAAUUCACUGGCCGAUCAGCUCCGACUGUUAUAACAUAAGAUCUCAUCAGCUUUUAAGUGCGAGUGUGUUUUUUUUUGUAUAUCCUAAACAAAUACUCCAUAUAAUAAUGCGGCAACCGGUCCUUUUGCCUAAUAAUACAGCAUGUAUAAACUACACAUGCAGAUUUUAGGUUGUGAUUCUGUCAUGUUGUAUGAUUUUUUUGUCUUACGAUUUGAGAAUCAAUAAGCAUUUCUCUGUUUUAGAGUACUGCAGUGAGAUUGUCGAUGUGGAACUAGGAAUUUUUUGUUGUAUGUCUAUCAAAUACGGAUAUGGGUAGAAUCUCACUCAUUAAUUUCUUUUAGAAUACUUUAAGCAAACUCAUGUAUCAACGUGUUAAUCAUUCUAGAGACAAUUAUUCUUUGAAUUCUUUUGUUGUGCCAUGGUACCACUCAGCUUCAUUGCUGAGCGUGUAGACUUUUUCAUCUUUCUACACGUAGGUAUGAGAGAGAAUAAAUGUGGAGCCUAUUCUGGAGAUUACUGAGAUGGAGGUGAUGCGUGGACGUGCACAAAUAUACUAUUUUAGUAAAUGAUUUUAUCACAU
Cuscuta campestris is the source of this 2350-nucleotide messenger RNA. NCBI's taxonomy places the organism in Eukaryota, Viridiplantae, Streptophyta, Magnoliopsida, Solanales, Convolvulaceae. The record is from the annotation of a GenBank genome assembly.